AUGACUAGAACUAGGGGCGAUUCUUUAGUUUUAAGUAUAGCGGCUCACUCUAGUGGUAAUGGCUCACAACCAUUGCCUGAGUUACUAGAUGACAGUUACUUAAUGGAAAAGUUACAAGAGCUUUCAACCCAAUUGGAUUCAACUGAGGACACAAAGGAACCUGAGGAGAUACCUAAAGCACCGGCAGUUGAUCCAUAUACUAAAUAUACUAAUUAUUCUAAAAAAUUGGGGUCUCACAUUGAGGAAUAUGAAUCCAUCUUACGACAAUCGCACAAGGUCAAUGAUCAGUUGGAAGACGCUAUAAAGAUGUUUGAAGAUAUUUCCCUAAGCGUGAACAGAUUUGUCGAUAAUACCAAAGAUACACAUGAUGAAUAUUCUAGAUUAUCCCAAUUACAUGAACAAAUUCCUCAGUAUUUAGCAUAUUUCGAUGCAUUAGAUCCGAUAAUGCGUCGUUUGAACCAUGCAUCUACACCAAAUGUUGUACGGAAAAAUUCAUUCAAAUCUAUGUUGGUUAACAUCGAUGAAUCUCUUGGUUUCUUUGAAUCUCAUACGGACUUAAAAGAUGCCGAAUCGUAUAGGAUUAAAUUCAAAAGGUGUUUGGUAAGAGCCUGUGAAUUGAUUGCCAACUAUUUGAACAACCUUUUGAAGCAACUCUAUGUGGAUAUUAAUGAAAAAUUGGCAUCUAACACCAGUGGAUCUUCUGCAUCUAGAGAAGCUUUACUGUACAAUAAAUUUGCAUCUUCCGCGGAGGAAUACCAAAGUCAAGUGGUCGAGAUUAUCUCUAGAGUCACGGACGAUAAACAUCAUAGGUAUUAUGAAGAGCUCAAAUCCCUUUUAAACGAUUGCUAUGAGUGCUACUUCCAGACGAGAACCAAACUAUUACAUUCAUCCAUUUGGAAUAGAUUAGAUGAGGUGAUACUAAGAGACAAGGAACUUUCAUUGGUGAAUUUUAUUCAAGAUGGUAAAAUGUAUUUCCAACAACUAUGUUAUGAUGAAUACCAACUUUUUGUGAAAUUUUUCCCAGAGGAUGUUUCUAAGAUUAGGAUCAACCAAUGGUUUGUCCAACUUUGUGAACCUCUUUACGAUACCGUCAGAAUAAGAGUGUUAAGAGAGACUGACAUUUCCACGUUAUGUGAUUCGUUAACCCUUUUCGGUCAGUACUACGAGUUCGAAGAAGAUGCAGAGGAAUAUCAAAGACAAUUUGGUCAAAUCAAAUACGAUAAAGUUUUCGAGCCCAUAGUGCAAAGAUUACAAGCUACUUUAAUAUUGAGAGUGCAAAAUUACGUGCAAAACCAAAUUGUGAAAUAUACCCCAACUAAGGAUUCAUUCAUCAUUGCCAAUAGGAAAUCUGCAAGAAAGGAUUUGACAACUGCUAAGGAGAAGGAAGAUCCCAUGGUCCUGGCGUUCGUGGAAAGCUUUCAAGAUCAGGCAAAUGAUAAUACCGUAGAAAGCCAUGAAAAUGUACUAGAAUCUUAUUAUCCACCGUUGGUUAGAGGUCUUGCACUACUCUCCAGAAUUUAUGAAAUGGUUAAUUCUGUGAUCUUUGACGAUUUGGCUCAUCACAUAGUGCAAGAUUGUAUGUUAUCGCUCAAGACCGCAUACAACAAAGUUCAAAGUUCAACAAGCGAUUUAAACAAUUUUGAGGUUAAAUUAGCAUAUCUGAGGAAUUUGUUAAUGCUACGUCAACAGUUGCAAAAUUUUAACAUUCAAUACUCCGUCAACGAGACUUAUUUGGACUUCUCUGGUGUGGAAUCGUUCUUUAAAUCUGUAACGGAAGGUGCCAGAACCUUGAGGUUUAGAGAUUCUUCAGUUCUAAGUCUUGCUAGGGGUCUUGUGCCCAAGGUUGUCAACAACUUGGUAGAUGCUCGGACUGAACUAAUGACACACUUUAGAAAUAUCAUUAAAGAUUUUACAGAGGCUGCCGCUAAGAAUAUAAUUGAAGACACCCUUGUGAUAGACUCGAAAGAAGAUUUAUCCAGUCUAGUGGAGAAGAACGCUCGAUUGAGACAGAAUGUUGAGGAUAAAUUACCACGGAUUCAUGCGCAAAUUUGCAAUUUCAUCAAUGACGAAGUAAUUGUGGCCCAUCUAAUGGAUGCUGUACAAGAAACUGUCAUUCAGUCGUAUAGUAGUUUCCAUGAGGAAGUGAAUGAAAAGGCUGAAAAGGGACUGUUGGAUAAGGAGCAAGCAUCGGAACUAAUGUAUGAAGACGUCUUUGCGGACUUCCUUAGUAAAGUCUCCGGCAAAUUACCUAAUGCCAAUAAAGAAUAG
This is a messenger RNA of Zygosaccharomyces rouxii, 2268 nucleotides long. It is a transcript of the gene COG3, whose product is annotated as Golgi transport complex subunit COG3. Bases 1 to 2268 code for a protein of 755 amino acids. Gene Ontology annotation, biological process: autophagy; cytoplasm to vacuole targeting by the Cvt pathway; intra-Golgi vesicle-mediated transport. Gene Ontology annotation, cellular component: COG complex; membrane; cis-Golgi network. The transcript has a single exon. NCBI's taxonomy places the organism in Eukaryota, Fungi, Ascomycota, Saccharomycetes, Saccharomycetales, Saccharomycetaceae. The record is from RefSeq and is a predicted model, not a curated record.